This is a messenger RNA of Parastagonospora nodorum SN15, 717 nucleotides long. RefSeq lists its product as hypothetical. Gene Ontology annotation, biological process: activation of GTPase activity. Lineage: Eukaryota; Fungi; Ascomycota; Dothideomycetes; Pleosporales; Phaeosphaeriaceae. Gene Ontology annotation, molecular function: GTPase activator activity. Gene Ontology annotation, cellular component: Golgi apparatus. The coding region runs from base 1 to 717 and encodes 238 amino acids. The record is from RefSeq and is a predicted model, not a curated record. The transcript has 2 exons.
AUGAGGCAACCCAACGAUCAUUGGAAAGGAUACUAUACGUUUGGGCCAUACGACAUCCCCGCAUCAGGAUACGUGCAAGGUAUCAAUGAUCUAGUCACGCCGUUCUGGCAAGUGUUUCUCGGAGCAUACAUUUCUGAUCCAAAUAUCGAAUUUGGCAUGGACCCGGGCCAACUGCCAAAACCAGUGCUGGACGCAGUUGAGGCAGACUCGUUCUGGUGUCUUACAAAACUACUCGAUGGGAUACAGGACAAUUACAUCGCACAUCAGCCAGGCAUUCAGCGGCAAGUGGCGGACCUCAGGGACCUCACAACGCGUAUCGACGGUGAUCUGGCAAAACAUUUGCAGAACGAGGGGGUAGAAUUCAUACAGUUCAGCUUCCGAUGGAUGAACUGUCUCUUGAUGCGCGAGAUAUCCGUGCAGAAUACAAUACGCAUGUGGGAUACAUAUCUGGCCGAAGAAGACGGUUUCUCGUCUUUCCAUCUUUACGUAUGCGCCGCCUUCCUCGUCAAGUGGACCGAACAGCUGCGGAAGAUGGACUUCCAAGAGAUCAUGAUGUUUCUGCAAUCACUGCCUACGCGUCAGUGGACUGAGAAAGACAUUGAGCUAUUGUUGAGCGAAGCUUUCAUCUGGCAGAGCUUAUUCAAAGGUAGUGGAGCACAUUUGAAGAACACGAACUCAAGAGGCAAUGGUGGUGUAGGCAUGGGUCCCGAUUACUGA